Echinostoma caproni is the source of this 1404-nucleotide messenger RNA. The record is from the annotation of a GenBank genome assembly. NCBI's taxonomy places the organism in Eukaryota, Metazoa, Platyhelminthes, Trematoda, Plagiorchiida, Echinostomatidae.
AUGCCACCAAAAAAGAAGAGAGACAAAUUCGCAAACAUGACUGAGGAGGAGAAAGCGGUUUAUUUGGAGCAGCAGCGAUUAGCUGAGGAAGAUGCGAAGGCCAGAAAAACUGCAAUGCUGACCAAAUAUCUUCAAGAUAAGUUGGAAAAAGAGGAGAAAAUUACUCGGUUAAAUCAGUUCAAACUCAUUCAUCAUUGGAGAACAAUUAUGCGGGAGACCAAAUCCCAUGAGUUGAAGCGAGAUAUUGACAUUCUGUCACAAACAUUCGAGCGCAUUAUUGACAGAAAGGACAGCAUCAUAAAAACGUUGAUUAAAGACUUGAACGAAGCCGAAGAGCAGCAUAUGAUGUCGUUGCGCUCACAUCUUGACAAUGUCGAUCGCAUGAUUGAAUUGCAGAACGGUCGGCUACAAAAACUUCGCACGGACUAUGAGACCGAACUGCAGUUGUUGAUCUCAGAGUUUGGACGUGAGGAAGAUUUUUUGAUUGCACAACACGGAAAACAGUUAGAUGAUUUGAAAGACAUCUUUGUGGCUCUAGACAGCACCUAUACAGCUAAAGAAGCUGAUGCAAAGACUGAACAACACAGUAUGAAAGACGAACUAAAAAACAAAAAUUUGGAAGACAAACAUGCACUUCGCAUUUCACUCGAGACUAAAGUGAAUCACUUAUGGUUCGAUUUCAAAACUGCACUCAGUCAGUACAAUAAGACAACAGAGGAGAAAAUUUCAUUUUUCGAGAACUUGAAAGCCAAAGAUGAGAAAUCUGCGGCUGAAAUUGAAAUGCAAAUGAGGAAAUUGCAACGAAUCAGUGAACACAUUGGGAUCUGUAAACGCCGAAUGGCCAAAGUUUCGAAGGAGUUUGAGGAGAAGAACAAACAUUUGCGAGAUGAACGAGAAAAAUUGGUGGCUCAUUUUCAAAAUUUAAAAACACAAUUAAACAAACUUCGGGAGUCACAACAUGAGAAACUAGUAAAAGUAUCAUUGGAAAGUGGGGCAGCCACAAAACGGGUUCAACAGUUAUUGACCAAAGCGGAAAGAAUUAUCAAACUGGCGGAACACUGUCGAAAAUACGAAACGGAAGAGGAGAAAGUGAUUCCAUUCUAUUCGUCCAGUCUGACGCUGGAAGAGGAAAAACUUGUGAAUGAGGCGUAUUAUAUUGAAGGAGACAGCGAUUUGGCUAAGAUAAUGCGUCGUUGUGCGCCUCUGGAGAUGUUUUGGCGUCGUUUUAACAAAGUACAGUUGGACCGCUUAGCAAUCAUCAAAGAAAGAGAUAUGCUUCAACAAGAAAACCUGCAACUGAGGUCGUUACUUAAACAAUACCUGGACGGAAUUUCCGUGAAUGAGGAAGUGAUUGCUGGAAAGAAUAGCUUAGUCGUUAUAAAUGGGCGUACUAAUGUGAAGUGA